Molecule: messenger RNA, 5020 nt
Organism: Pundamilia nyererei
Lineage: Eukaryota; Metazoa; Chordata; Actinopteri; Cichliformes; Cichlidae
Gene: osbp2a
Product: oxysterol binding protein 2a
Exons: 14
Coding region: 302-2524 (740 amino acids)
Cellular component (GO): plasma membrane; perinuclear endoplasmic reticulum; cytosol
Molecular function (GO): cholesterol binding
Source: RefSeq, a predicted model, not a curated record
CUGCACGCAGUCAAAGUGCAACCUCUGAGUAGUUUCGUGCAAUAAUAUGCUCUGUUGUUCCGCCCUGGCUCCUGAAACAGCCGACAUUUUCAAAGUGUCUCCGGGUGGAGGGGCACACUGCCUCAUCACCACACAGCUGCAAGCAGGCAGUAGCUUAAGCGAAGGGUACAGUGUUGCAGUGCAAUAAUCUGGCUCACUCGCAGCUAGCUUAUCGGUACAGCUGUUGACUGGCAGCAAGUCCACUGAAACUGCACCGACUCUCCUCCGUCCAUCCCGCCGGAGCACCGGCCGAGAGGGGCAAAUGAACGAGCUGAUGAAGAGUUUACCCUCCCCGACUCUGCCCGGGCUGCACCUCCCGUCCGUGGAUACCCACAAAGGCUGGCUCUUUAAAUGGACCAACUACCUGAAGGGCUACCAGAGGCGGUGGUUCGUGCUCAGUAACGGCCUGCUGUCCUACUACAGGACUCAGGCAGAGAUGGCACACACUUGUCGGGGAACAAUUCCCCUGGCGACGGCGCACAUCGAGGUGGGCGACACCUGCCACUUGGUGUUAACCAGCGGAGGCCGGAGUUACCACCUGAAGGCCACCUCCGAGGGAGAGUGCCAGAAAUGGGUGUCAGCACUGCAACAGGCCAAAGCCAACGCCACUCUCCUCAUGCAUCACUCAGAUGACUCGGGGGAUGAAGUCCCAGUACCUCAGGAGGAUCGUACUCUAACCCAAGGGGUGCUUAAGACUCUGGCCAGCAAGCUAGAUGACCUGAGCACCUGUAAUGAGCUGAUAGGAAAGCAUGGUGCUGCCCUCCAGCGCUCCCUCAGUGAACUCGAGGACCUGCGUGGAUCCACUGACAGCACAGACAAAGUGAAAGCCGUUAAUGAGCGAGCCACCCUCUUUCGCAUCACCUCCAAUGCUAUGAUCAAUGCUUGUCGUGACUUUGUGGACGUGGCAGAAUCUCACAGUCGGAGGUGGCAAAAGGCCCUGCAGCAUGAGAGAGAACAGCGUCACCAUCUGGAGGAGACCAUCGAACAGUUAGCCAAACAGCAUAACAGCUUAGAAAGAGCCUGGAGGGAGAAUCCCACCUCAUAUACAGGCGUGGAGCGAUCCCAGGAGGGAGAUGCGAGCGACGAGAAUGACGAGGCAGAGUUCUUCGAUGCCAUGGAGGACUCACCUGCGUUCAUAACUGUGACUGCUACUGGUAACAUAGAGCACAAGCGCUCAGGAAGUAAUCAGAGUAUGAUGAGUGGAGGCGUGCCCAAUGACUGGACUCACAAUGAGAAUGACACCUUAGGCGCAAACCACAUGCAGCUACGAAGAACAAGGCGCAGCCGUAUUCCUGACAAACCAAAUUACUCCCUUAACCUGUGGAGCAUCAUGAAAAAUUGCAUUGGGAAAGAUCUAUCGAAGAUACCCAUGCCUGUAAACUUCAACGAGCCGCUGUCGAUGCUCCAGCGUCUGACUGAGGAUCUGGAGUACAGUGAGCUUCUGGACCGGGCCGCUCGCUGCGACUCGUCCCUGGAGCAGAUGUGCCUGGUGGCUGCCUUUUCUGUCUCUUCCUACUCCACCACAGUCCAUCGCACAGCCAAGCCUUUCAACCCUCUGCUGGGGGAGACUUAUGAGCUGGAUCGGCUGGAUGAGUAUGGUUAUCGCUCCAUCUGUGAGCAGGUUAGUCAUCACCCACCAGCUGCUGCCCACCAUGUGACAUCACAGCGAGGAUGGACCCUGUGGCAGCAUAUCACUAUUGACAGCAAAUUUCGUGGGAAAUAUAUUUCAGUGGUGCCGUUAGGAAACAUUCACCUGCAGUUCCACUCGAGUGGAAACCACUAUGUGUGGAGCAAAGUGACUUCCACAGUGCACAAUAUUAUUGUAGGGAAGCUCUGGAUUGAUCAGUCUGGGGACAUUGACAUUGUAAACACCACAACCAAGGACACCUGUCGUCUUAAAUUCUCCCCCUACAGCUACUUUUCCAGGGAAGUCCCACGCAAAGUGACAGGAGUGGUAGAGGACCGAGAGGGCACAGCUCAUUACAUCCUGUCCGGAACCUGGGAUGACAAAAUCGAAAGUGCCAAGAUAGUGGAUAGCAGCCAAGGAUGCGGAGGCUCCGAAGGGAAACAAAAGACGGUUUAUCAGACUCUUCCGCCCAAACUGCUGUGGAAGAAAUAUCCCCUUCCAGAAAAUGCAGAGAACAUGCACUUUUUCUCCUCUCUGGCACUGACCUUAAAUGAGCCAGAAGAGGGCGUCGCACCCACUGACAGUCGCUUGCGGCCAGACCAGCGGCUGAUGGAGGCUGGUCUGUGGGAUGAAGCCAACAGUCAGAAGCAACGUCUAGAGGAACGACAGAGACUGGAGAGGAAAAGAAGGGCGCAAGCUAACCAGGCCCUGGAGGAGGGGCAAGAUAUUGAGGGUUACCAGCCACUGUGGUUUGAGAAGAGGACAGACGAGACAGGCGAUAACAUUUUUAUCUACAAAGGCGGCUACUGGGAGGCCAAAGAAAGACAAGACUGGAGCCAGUGUCCUCAGAUCUUUUAGGACAACAUGCCUCUUGCUCCACAGCAUCAGCCAGGCUGAGCGUUUCCUCGUGGUUUAAGGAUACUCUGAAGGAUGGAGAGUUGUGUGUAUGAGUUUGGAUGUACAUGUGUGAGUGAGUGAGACAGCUAAUCUCUCCAGGGAUUUUCAAGCACAAAAACAUCUGGUUCCUAAUUUACUUGCUCUUGCUCUGUUAUAUCUGCAUUUCAAAAAAAUGCAUGGCCUCAGUAUAAGAGAGUUAAGAGCUGCAAAUAAUAUGUACACUAAAGGGAGUUUAGUGUACACGUGAUCAGGUGUGUGGGGAUAAUUCUAGGCUGAAGACCGAUGUCUUAUUUUCUUCAAAACUGGCACAACUUGCUGAGAUCUCCCAGUGAUGCUGGGUUUCAAAAGAAAUUUAGCAGGACAAAGCCUUCUUCUGUGCUAGAAGACUUCAAGACCAAUCCCUAUGAUUUCUUGGUGUUCUUUAUUAAUCUGUUUCUCAAAACUGCACAAACUGCAGUUUGAAAGGAUUAAAAGUUAUUGUCUGACUGGCCUCUAAAGAACAGUCACUCCACCAAGUCUUUUUACAGAUAAUUGCUUUGUCUCCCAUAAUCUUGAAAUUACAGUAUGUCCACCUCCGUCACUGUUACAUUUAAGUCAGUAGCAGAGAGCAGCACACACCCACUGAAAGCACUUGAAUAAUGUCUUCACUGACCCUGGAGGAGCCUGAGUGUGAGAAAAUGACUAAAACAACAUAUUUGUGUAAUCUCAGCUUGGACUCUAUAUAAAACUCUAUAUUCAAAAAAGUCUGCUUAAGCUGAAGAUGCUGAAAGGUUUUUGCCUCAUAUCAGACAAAACUGCCAGCUCAUUAAAUUGCAUGAUAUUAUUUUCAUUGCCACCAGGGGCUUCCCUCAUCAAUUGCUAACACUUGUAAACAGCUUGAAAGGAGUGUUAGUCCCACUCGCACUCAUUCUUCCACAGCAGUCAUCUGGACAGGUUUAACUUUUUCUUCCAGAGAAACUGCUGUUUCACAUCAAAAUGCCUAAUGAGUCAACUGCAAUGGACUGAUUUUAAGGUCUGGAUCCAGCAGCAAACGUUUACCAGGUAGGGGAAAAUCGAGUUGCAGUGUAGGAUCCAGGAUUUUUGGAGCUCCGCCAUUACCAAGAACUAAAAUUUAGGAUGUUGCUGCAUCAAUUAAACUUUUUAAAUGAUGAUUAAAGGUUAAAUAGCUGCAGGUGAAUGUGAGUGUUGGUUAUCUGUUUCCAUGUGUUAGCCCUGCAACAGACCGGCAACCAGCCCAGGGCACCUAGAGUACCCCUUCAAAUAUCUUUAAACAAAACCGUAAGUAUAAAUAUGCUAAUCUUGGGAUUUUCCUCAGCAGGGGAUAUUAUUGCUGCUGGUGGCAAUUUUAGCCUUAAUUAUGUAACAGAAUAGCAACUCCCCAGUAACCCCCUCAUUGAAACAAAAAAGAUUUUGUACAGAUUAAAACGGUUCUGCAGGUAUACCUCCAGGUAAAUUCAACUGAGUAAUUGUUUUUAAAAUUAAAUUUACCCAUUAUCAGGGUUUACCAUUGUGGCAAGUACCAAUGAACCUGUUCCCUUGCUUAAAAUGGUUGCAAAUGACUCUAUUAGUUAUUUGUAUGUUAAAAAUUGUUCAUUUGCAUUAUGUUAGCAAUAAGAAAUCCUGCACAGUCACUUGUGAUUUAAAAAAAAACAAAACACUCCCCAAUCAGGGAAUUGUUUUCUUCAGCCCAAAUAUUAAGUUGUAUUAACAUUAUUUCAUCAUAUCACUCAAAAACAUUACACUUGCUCAUGUUUUUGUGCGGAGGCAAGCACUUGUGUAAAUUGGUAGUAAAUACACUCUAUAACCUGUUUAUUUAUAGUUUACUGUGUAUUACAGCGGGGCAUGAUGCACAAAUAUGGCUGCCUGUUUGGUUUUGGCCUGUAAAUAGCUAGAAUAUACUAGAAAUAAAAUCGUAGUAUCAUUUGAAGAAGAUAUACAGUGCUUUAACAUCCAUGUUGUCAUAUAUUAAUCUCUAUUAUGUAUACAUAACAAGUCAUGAUUGUAUACCAGCUAAGGAGAUGUUGGGUAAAUUAAAUAAUGAAUCUUAUGUUUAUAAGCGUACAUAAAUGAUGCAAUGAAAUGAUGAUCAAAUAAAGCACAAUGUCAUGUUUACCUGACAGGACAUGCUCUAUAAUUUAAAGUCCACAGCAAAGUAUAGCUAUGCAUGGUUUUAGACUGCUUGUGCACUAGGCCUCUUCACCUAGCUAGCUGUUUGUGGAUUGUUACUGAAAAACCUUUUGUGCCCGACUGCCUCAGAAAUUUUACAUUUUUGAGCUCAAAUAAAGACUUAAAGCUGCCAGUGUGCAACCGUUUACUGUCACACCAGUGGUUUUUAUAAUCUUCUGUCAAACAAAGCACAGGUAAUAAAGAAGAAAACAGAGUUUUUCACAAUGCUUUAAAGUGGGUAUUUCUGUCUGGAGCUUUUCUUGAGUCCAAAGCAACUGUCCUGAUCUACAA